Exophiala bonariae is the source of this 2448-nucleotide messenger RNA. RefSeq lists its product as uncharacterized. The transcript has a single exon. Bases 1 to 2448 code for a protein of 815 amino acids. Gene Ontology annotation, cellular component: plasma membrane. The record is from RefSeq and is a predicted model, not a curated record. NCBI's taxonomy places the organism in Eukaryota, Fungi, Ascomycota, Eurotiomycetes, Chaetothyriales, Herpotrichiellaceae. Gene Ontology annotation, molecular function: oligopeptide transmembrane transporter activity. Gene Ontology annotation, biological process: transmembrane transport.
AUGACGCAGAAGAGGUGGAUUGAUGACUUGGAUUCGAACCUUGGGGCAAGCAGUCAUCAAAAGUUUGAGGCGCCGGCACACAUGUCUACCUCAAUGUCGAACCAGGGAUCCUCUGUUGGCCUCAGGAAGCUCACUGUAGUCAUCCAAGACCGACAACAUGGUCUCCCUUUAUCAGCACAAAAUCUGAAGGAAUCGAAAGGACAGGCACUACACUCUCAGACAGAAAUUGAAGCCGAGCAACAGCUGGACCAAUACUAUUCCCCUUAUACAGAGGUCCUUGCGGUUGUCAGAUCCACCGAUGACCCGACAAUUCCAGUCAACACCUUCCGAGUAUGGUUUCUCGGAAGCGUUUUGUCUAUCCUUGGAACUGGUAUCAAUGAAUUCUUCGGUAGUCGCUAUCCUGGCAUUUUCAUCACGACUUCUGUUGCUCAGCUCCUUAGUUUCCCGUGUGGGGUAGCAAUGGCCCGUUAUCUCCCUAGACGCCGCUUUGCCCUUGGUCGCUGGUCCAUGACUUUAAACCCUGGUCCCUUUAAUCAGAAAGAGCAUAUUCUUAUUUCUGUCAUGGCCAACGUGGCUUUCGGCAACGGUACUGCAUAUGCCACGUCCAUCUUCGUUAUGCUCAAGCUAGAUAUGUUCUUUGGCGAGAGAAUCUUGUCGAAUUCUAUCGGAUUCCGCAUUAUGCUCACGCUUUCUACUCAACUAUUGGGAUAUGCCUGCGCAGGCAUUGCGCGGCGUUUUCUGGUCUACCCACCCGCCAUGAUCUGGCCUAAUAGCCUUGCCCAAAUUGCCUUGAAUAGAGCUCUCCACAAUGACAAUGGAACUCUACAGGUUCAAGGUUGGAGAAUAGGCAGGCGGAAGUUCUUUGCGUACUGUUUUACUGGCAUGCUCAUCUAUUUCUGGCUACCCAACUACUUAUUUCAGGCUUUAUCCUUUUUCAACUGGACAACCUGGAUUGCCCCCGAUAAUGUUAUAUUGGCAAUCAUUACUGGAAGUCUCUGUGGUCUUGGGCUGAACCCAUGGCCAACAUUCGACUGGAACGUUGUCUCCUCAAUCAUGGACCCAAUCAUGACACCAUUCAUCAGCACCGCCAAUGCGACCUUCGGCUUAUGUAUCUCUGCAUUUUUCAUCGCCCCCCUUCUCUAUUGGAACAACGCGCUCAACACUGCUUACCUUCCAGUCAGUUCAUACUACACAUUUGACAAUAUCGGGGCUAUUUUCAAUGUUUCAAGAGUUCUCAAUUCCGAUUACACGCUAAAUAUGGCAGAAUACGAUACAUACAGCGCUCCGUACCUAAGUGCCGGGUAUGUAAUCUUCCUUACAGCGAGCUUCGCGGCUAUCCCAGCGACAAUCAGCUACGUCUUACUCCAUCACUGGACAGAGCUUAAAACCGGGAUGUCGGCCUGGAUUAAACGGCAGCAUCCCCGCGAGGCUCACAAGGAUGUUCACAAUAAUCUUAUGAAGAGCUAUCCAGAAGUACCAGAGUGGUGGUUUGGCGUUAUCUUGUUAAUCUCCUUCGUACUAGGCUGCCUCGCGUGUUCAUUGUAUCCCACCGGAUUCCCAAUAUGGGCACUUAUCUUUGUCAUUGCCUUCUGCAUUGUUUUACAAAUCCCUCUUGGAAUUAUCUACGCUGUCACCAACAUCCAGCUAUAUACAAACGUUCUCACAGAGUUUAUUGCGGGCUACGCUUUGCCCGACAGACCAAUUGCCAACAUGAUUUUCAAAGCCUUCGGCACCAAUGUUUGCUCGCAAUCACUUUCAUUUUCUCUAGAUCUAAAGCUAGGACACUAUCUCAAAGUUCCCCCGCGGACCAUGUUCGCAGCUCAAGUCUAUGCUACCACCUUGGCUGCUUUUGUCGCAAUCGGGGUCAACUCCUGGCAGAUGGGCAACAUCAAGGAUCUUUGUCAACCGACCCAGGAAGAUAACUUCACCUGUCCGUGGGCGAACAUCUUCUUCUCUUCAGCUGUUAUAUGGGGGGUCGUUGGCCCCAAGCGUUUGUUUGGCCCUGGUGGAACUUACAAUAAUCUUCAAUGGGCAUUUCUUGUUGGCGCUAUUCUUCCACUUCCGUCCUGGUUCAUAACUCGCAGAUAUCCGAAGUCUUUCGUACGCUUCAUACACAUCCCGGUGAUACUCUUCGGCUGCAUGGCUCUGGUGCCUUACAACUUUUCCUUCAUCUGGCCUGCCUUUAUUUUCGGCUUUAUUUUCAACUUUUAUAUUAAACGGCGACACCUGGCCUGGUGGCAAAAGUAUGCCUAUGUGCUUACUACCUCCUUCAGAGGCGCUAUCGCAAUAGCAGCUAUUAUCAUCUUUCUUACUGUACAGCUUCGAGAGGCACCAGUUAAGUGGUGGGGAAACGAUGUCUCGUUCGCUGGAGUCGAUGGAGGUGGUGAAGACGCCCCACGUUGCGUGCUCAGAACUUUGACUGGUGAUGAAAGGAUGGCCGGCAGCUAG